Messenger RNA from Orcinus orca (killer whale), 5911 nucleotides. It is a transcript of the gene SYT7, whose product is annotated as synaptotagmin 7. Gene Ontology annotation, molecular function: SNARE binding; calcium-dependent phospholipid binding; clathrin binding. Gene Ontology annotation, cellular component: synaptic vesicle; membrane; axon. The record is from RefSeq and is a predicted model, not a curated record. Gene Ontology annotation, biological process: regulation of calcium ion-dependent exocytosis; calcium-ion regulated exocytosis; vesicle fusion. Lineage: Eukaryota; Metazoa; Chordata; Mammalia; Artiodactyla; Delphinidae. The transcript has 7 exons. Bases 3418 to 4917 code for a protein of 499 amino acids.
CCCACGGCCGCCGGAGCCGUGAGCUCAGGCCUGCCCCCGCCAGUGUGGACAGCAGGACCCCUGGCAUGCCCGCUGCUGCCCCCAGAGGUGCCGUCCUCGGCCCCUGGCUCAUCCCAUCCCUUCACGAGACCCCCAUCAUCCUUGCCAUCGGGCACGACUAACUCAGCCAUGCACUGUGCAUCUCAGCCUCCGGCUGCUGCCCCAUCAGUUUCUUUCUUUGCUGGUGACCAGGUCAUUCCAUUUUCUGCCCCCGGGGCAGCUUCAUUUCAGUCCUUGGGUCAUCCCAUCCUCUUUGAUUGGCCGCUCCAUCUCAGCCUCCAUGGGCAUCAGGCUGCAGCUGUUAGCCAUUGGACCAUCCAUCCCUGGGGAGCUGGCCCACUCUCAGCCUGUUUUCUGCCACUCAUCUGCCACCGGGCUUUCCCUCUUGCAGCCAGCAGGUGGCUCUAGACCCGGGGUUAAGCCAUUUCAUUCUGACUCUCAGGCGACUCCAUUGGCUUGUCCCAGUCUUGCUUGCACUGUGACACCAUCCGUUCCACAGGCCAGCCCUGAGCAGCCGGGACGCCCCCACUGGCUCAUCCUCAUCUCGGCCAUCCCCAUCGGCUGUCCCAGUCUUGGUCAGUGCGCGGUCCCACUCUCAGCUGUUGGGAUUGUGUGUUCUUGGAGGUUGGGUUGUUGAGCCCUAGCUAACUUCUCUUUUCUGACGAAGGUGGUCUGGACAUCAGACAGAAGAGCUGUUUCCUUUUUAAUAACUGUCUGAGCCGGCCAGUCAGUCCCUCCCUGGGAGCAGCAGACAUAGGGCUAGCUCCUGUUCUCAGCAGACAGUAUGUUCUCCCCUCCCACCAUGGGGCAGCCUUAUUCUCAUCUUGGCUCUUAGAACCUUCCAUUUCCCCAUAGCUGAGCCUUCCGGGCUCUAAAUCCUUUGAACUACGACCGUUCUCACCCAUUGGGAUAUAGGUUCCAUUUUCAGCUUUUAGAACUGCCUCGUUCCCAGCUAAUGGAGCAGCCUCUCACUUAGAAGGCCAACAGCCCUGACCCCUUCUUAGCGGCUGGGCUGGUUCUCCUUAGAAAGCCUGUGGUUCCCGCCAUUGGGACCACCGAGGGCCACCACGCUGAGACCCCAUUUGCUCGUUGGCCUGAGGGAGCACAAGCGGAUUUCUCCCCGACACUGAGCCUCCAGAGAACCCCAGAGGGAAGCCCCACACCCCCUCAGAGAGCCAGGCCCAGUGCCCCACCCACACCAGGACACCCCCUCAGAGAGCCAGGCCCAGCGCCCCACCCACGCCAGGACACCCCCUCAGAGAGCCAGGCCCAGCGCCCCACCCACGCCAGGUUGCUUUGGCCACAGACUCCAGGCUGGCUGAGGCCUCUGAGCCAUCCACUGGCUCCAGGCCUGGAGGAACCGAUUUUACUUUCCUGUGACUGAGAGGUUGUAAGUUGGACUAAUUUGGGCUGUGACAGAAAACCAAAAUGAGGUCAAACACGGAGGAGGAGGCAGCUGCCCGGGUGCCGUCCACCCGCUUCCUCGGCCUGCCCCCCGGGAGCUGUGGGCCUCCCUGGCCAGCCAGGCCUGCACCUGCCUCUGGUGGUCGCCCUGAUUCCAGGCCUGAGCCAGGCAAGGCUGCCGCUCCUUCCAAGACCCCAGCUAAAGCCCUGUUUUGCUUUUCUCUCUUUCUUCCUUCCUUCCUUCUUUCCUUUUCUUUUCUUUCCUUCUUUCUUUCUUUCCUUCUUUCUUCCUUCCUUCCUUCCUGUCUUUCUUUCUCUCUCUCUCUCUUUCUUUCUCUCUCUCUCUCUUUCUUUCUGUCUUUCUUUCUUUCUUUCUUUCUUUUUCUCUUUACUAUUCUCUGACUUUCUCUCCCUCUUUUGCUCUCACUCUUCUUGUCUCUUUCUCUCUCUCAGCGCACAGGGGCAGCCUAACUGUUGUCCUUUUGAUUCCCAGGAUAGGCUCAGGGGGUGAGCCAGGCUGAGGUCUGGUUGCAGUGGUGAAAGUGGCUCCAAGGGCCCUGGGGCCUCCCUCGGGCAGCUCGGGGGUACCACGGCUACCCUGUGGCUCUAGACCAGGAGGUGGCAAGCUAUCUCUAUAAGAGGCCUGAUAGGGAAGAGGCUUUGCGAGUCACAUACCCUCUUUUAUGACUACUCAGCCCCAGCCUUGUAGCCCCAAAGCAGCCACAGACAGGAUGUAAAUUAAUGACAAUGGCUGUAUUCCAGUAAAACUUUAUUUACAAAAACAAGUGGUGGGCCAGAUUUGGCCCACAGGCCAUAGCUUGCCAACCCCUGCCCUAGACAACUGGAAUGGAAGAUGGAGGGAAGGAACAGAAGAAGUGGAGGUUGGGCCCUCUGAGGCUGUGGCCCUGCAUGCGCUGAAAUCUCUGGCCAGGAGACAAAGCAGACAGGUUGCCUGGGGAGGCCAGGAGUCUCUGACUCCUUCUGUCUCCACCUCCUAAGACAUUUGCAGCUUCCACUGUCAAGGGAGCAUGCUUCCCUGGGCCUGACCUCAUUGGUCCCCAUGGCAACUGCAUGACGGAGGCAACUCAGGAAUUUUUACCCCGUUUUACAGAAGAGGAAACUGAGAGGUGGACUCCCUUUUCCAAAGUCCCACAGUUAAGAAGCGGCAGAGAUGGGCUUUGAACCCUGGGUCUCUCUGACCCCAGACCACCUCUGAUGAGCCGUGUCCUGUCUCCUGUCUGUCCUUGCCCUGUUCCCAGCGUGUUUCAGAGAUGCUGGUGGCCCAUGAGGCAGGUACCAUCUUACAGGUGCACAGAGGACAGGAUAAUUACCCUGUUCUUCGUCAGAACUGUGGUAAAGUGGCCAGCCAAGUGGUUUCCUGCGUCCCGUCCUCUGACUGGGCGUCAUUCCCAAGAUCCCGGAAAUUGACCCUAAGCCUCAGAUACAAGGAACCCCAGAAGGAGGGCAAAGAUCUGCGCCAGAGCCUGAACCGGAGUCAGCGCCAGCCACAGGGCAGAGGUCCGGGAGCCCGAGGACGCGCCCCAGCAUCCGAGGACAAAGCACGAGAAUCCCUGGCUUCCGCUGACUCACCACGCAUUACUAGGCCAGCGCUGCGCUGGCCUGGAUUUCCUCGCGUCUGCAAACGCCAGUAGUACUUAGAAUGCAGAGGCAGACUUUCCCGGGGUCCCCCAGUGAGACGACGGGAGGGGGUGGCCCAGCUCCCUCCACCCCGUCCCAGGCCAACAUGACAGGCAGCCACAGGGCCCUGGGACCUGCCUUCACCACGCAGCCUCUGCAGCUCCCGCGGCCCCACCCAGACCAUCAGACAGGAAGUAUCGGGCACUAGCUGAGCCAGGGCCAGGGCGGGGGGGGGCUGCUGGGCGGGGCCGGCCUGGGGGCCUCAGGGUGGGCGCGGGGCUCAGCGGCCGCCUGGCUGAGGGGGUGGCAGCGACGACGGCAGUGGCGACAACUCUGAUGGAGGCCCGGCGAGGGCCGGCAGAGCGCGCCCCUUACUGGGGCCUCCUCGUCCUGGCCCUAGGCUUCUUUCUCCUCCACUGUGAUCCCUUCACCUGCUUCUCCUUUCUCUCCUCUCCUCCACCCGCCCCAAGUUUCGAGGACUCCACCCUGUCCACGACCACUACCCUUGAGUCUAUCCCCAGCUCCACGGGAGAGCCGAAAUGCCAGCGACCCUGCACUCUGAUGCGGCAGCAGAGCCUGCAGCAGCCGCUGAGCCAGCACCAGCGGGGCCGGCAGACCAGCCAGCCCACCACCAGCCAGAGCCUGGGCCAGCUGCAGGCCCACGCGGCCUCCGUGCCGGGCCCCAACUCUCGGGCCUACGGCCGGGGCCAGGCUCGGCAGGGCUCCUCGGCCGGCUCCAAGUACCGGCCUGCCGGCGGCCGCAGCCGCUCCAACCCAGGCAGCUGGGACCACGUGGUGGGGCAGAUUCGAAACCGAGGCUUGGACAUGAAAUCCUUCCUGUUGCCUACCGGAGGGAAGGCAGUGAACACAGCCCCAGUGCCGGGCCAGACGCCCCACGAUGAGUCUGACCGCCGGACCGAGCCUCACUCCUCCGUCUCGGAUCUCGUCAACUCCCUCACCAGUGAGAUGCUCAUGCUCUCCCCAGGCUCUGAGGAGGACGAGGUCCACGAGGGCUGCAGCCGAGAGAACCUGGGCCGGAUCCAGUUCAGCGUCGGCUACAACUUCCAGGAGUCCACGCUCACCGUGAAGAUCAUGAAGGCCCAGGAGCUGCCGGCCAAGGACUUCAGCGGCACCAGCGACCCCUUCGUCAAGAUCUACCUGCUGCCAGACAAGAAGCACAAGCUGGAGACCAAGGUGAAGCGGAAGAACCUGAAUCCCCACUGGAACGAGACCUUCCUCUUUGAAGGUUUCCCCUACGAGAAGGUGGUGCAGAGGAUCCUCUACCUCCAGGUCCUGGACUACGACCGCUUCAGCCGCAAUGACCCCAUCGGGGAGGUGUCCAUCCCCCUCAACAAGGUGGACCUGACCCAGAUGCAGACCUUCUGGAAGGAUCUGAAGCCAUGCAGCGAUGGGAGUGGGAGCCGAGGGGAGCUGCUCCUGUCUCUCUGCUACAACCCCUCUGCCAACUCCAUCAUCGUGAACAUCAUCAAAGCCCGGAACCUCAAAGCCAUGGACAUCGGGGGCACGUCAGACCCUUACGUGAAGGUGUGGCUAAUGUACAAGGACAAGCGGGUGGAGAAGAAGAAGACGGUGACGAUGAAGAGGAACCUGAACCCCAUCUUCAACGAGUCCUUUGCCUUCGACAUCCCUACGGAGAAGCUGAGGGAGACAACCAUCGUCAUCACCGUCAUGGACAAGGACAAGCUCAGCCGCAACGACGUCAUUGGCAAGAUCUACCUGUCCUGGAAGAGUGGGCCCGGGGAGGUGAAACACUGGAAGGACAUGAUUGCGCGUCCCCGGCAGCCUGUGGCUCAGUGGCACCAGCUGAAGGCCUGAAUGGGGCCACGGGAGGCCCAGGGGGCCAAGGGCCUGGGUCCCCAUCAUGCCCUCACCACUUUAUGCACAAUGCCUGGCCUGGCCCCCCUGCCAUGGGUGAGGGAAGGAUCCUGAGGGCUGGGCCAGGGAGGGGUCCCAGGAAUCCAGCCCCAUUUCUCGGGAGAACCAGCCCCAUUCCCCACCGGUCCAGCUCUGGUGGAGGGGCUCUGGGGGCCAUUUUCCUGCUUUGCCCCUUUCCUUCCUGACUUGCCGAUACUAAAGAAGUGGGGGGCGGAGCACGAGAGCCAGACGGGCAGACGAGCAGAUCCCUCCAGAGGCCCGCCAGGUGGGCACGGUCCCCCGUUUUCUUUAAGGCAGUGCCUGGAGUGGAGAAAGGCCACCCCCUCCCCAGGCCGCAACGUGGGCCCAGGAGAGGGGAGGUCGAGGCGUUUGGCCCCGGCCCCACCAAGAGAGGCGUGUUCCAGGGCAGUUUCAGGUGCCGGCUGGGCCCUGAUUACCGAGGAUCGUAUAUAGCCCGCUCCGGGGUCCUGGAGCCGCAGCCCUGUGUACUUGUGUUGUGUCCACCGUGUGUGUGUACGUGUGCGUGCGUGAGUGCGUGUGUGCGGGUGGGGGAACUCGCUCCCUGUUUCCCUGGGGCCCGCAGUGCUGAAGACGAUGCAGAGAGGGUUUCGUGAAGUGAGGUAGGGCUGGAGGCUGAGAAGUCAAUGCGCAGAGCUGGGGGGGCGGGGGGAGGAGAGGCAGGGAUGGAGGAAGGUGGGUGGGGAAGAGGGGGCAGACAGGAGCUGGGCUGAGAGCUGGGCUGCCUCCUCCUCCCCGACCCCGCCUCCCCAAAACUCCACUAGCUCCUUCCCCAGCAAUUUCGUCUCUUGAACAUUAGGCACCCCCUGUGUGUAUCACAUUCCACCAGGACUCCCCUGCUCCCUUCUGUCUCAGGGGUCCCAAGCCCCCACUAGCUCUCUUCCCUGACACCCUCAUCCAAAGGCACCCUCAGCCU